AUGCAUGUCUCGUCCAGGGCAUCGCGGCCUCUAUGGCUGCUGCGCAAGACCCUAACUCUGCUGCCAGCGCUGCUGCUGCUGCUGCUGCUGCCUGCUAACCGCUACAGCAACAGCAACACAGCAGCAAAGCCUUCUCCUCAAAGUUCUCCUCUAGGCGACUGGGGCCUUCCACUUGUUGACGCUGGUGCGUACCGGAAGCUGGCGAAGAAGUUGCAUCCUGAUGUGGCUCCAGGGAAGGAGAAAGAAUUUAUGGAGAUUGCGAAGGCCCACGAGGUGCUGAGUGACCCUGAGCGGAGGAAGAAGUACGAUGCGUUUGGAGAGGAGGGCGAGGCAGUUUUCUCCGGUGCUGGGGGUGCAGAUGCGGGUUUCCCGUUCAGCGAGUUUGUGAAUUUGUUUGCUGGCGGCGGCGCUGGGUUUGGUGGUGGCGGAGGGGGGGGCCCCCAAGGAGGGGGCCCCCGUAUGAAGUUUAAUUUCUCAGGGGAGAUGCCGGAGUAUUUAAAAGGGUUUGGGUUUGAGUUCCGAUCGCAGCAGCAGCAGCAGCAGCAGGAGCCUGACUGGGAUGCUGAUUUAUAUCAAGACAUUGUUUAUUUUGCGGCGGUGAAUUGUCGUAGCCACAAACAGGUGCCUCUGUGUCGCCGAGGCAAGCGCUAUCCUUCUGUGUUUUUCUUUAGUGAAGACAAGAAGGCUGAGCCGAUUCUUUAUACGGGGCGCAAGAAGUUUGAAGAUAUCCUGGCUUUCAUCAGCGAAAGGCUUACGCAAUAUCAAACUGCCCUUACAUUCGAUAAUAUGGAGGACUGGCUUACACGCAACCCCCACAAGGCUAAGGCGCGAGUUCGUCAUACAAAUCCUUUACACCCCCUUACUCCUCGUAGAGUAAAGGCAGGUGAAUGUACACCCCAAGAUUCACAACCGGCGUUCGCCUCCGCCUUCGGCUUUGUUCGUGGCAGCAAAGAGGAGCUGCUAGUUGCAUACAGACCCAAGAGACAGCGUUACACCCGGAUGACGCCACCUCUGACGAAGACAUCGAUAGAAGAGUUUAUAGACAGAGUAAUUGGAGGGGAGCAGCUACCGUACAAGCUAGCAGCAACCCCUGUGCUGGGUGCAGCAGCAGCAGCAGCAGCAGCAGCAGGGUCAGGGGUGGAACAAGAAGCAAGUCGCGACGAGCUUUAA
Messenger RNA from Eimeria acervulina, 1170 nucleotides. RefSeq names its product DnaJ domain-containing protein, putative. The record is from RefSeq and is a predicted model, not a curated record. Lineage: Eukaryota; Apicomplexa; Conoidasida; Eucoccidiorida; Eimeriidae. The transcript has 9 exons. The coding region runs from base 1 to 1170 and encodes 389 amino acids.